Eleginops maclovinus (Patagonian blennie) is the source of this 8878-nucleotide messenger RNA. RefSeq names its product DOT1-like histone H3K79 methyltransferase (gene dot1l). Gene Ontology annotation, molecular function: histone H3K79 methyltransferase activity. Gene Ontology annotation, biological process: DNA repair; DNA damage checkpoint signaling; regulation of transcription regulatory region DNA binding. The record is from RefSeq and is a predicted model, not a curated record. The transcript has 29 exons. The coding region runs from base 275 to 4897 and encodes 1540 amino acids. Gene Ontology annotation, cellular component: nucleus. NCBI's taxonomy places the organism in Eukaryota, Metazoa, Chordata, Actinopteri, Perciformes, Eleginopidae.
AUGGCGGUGAUACGGACGAUGUGUUAUUGCCAGUGGACAUAAACAGGCAUUUUAACAGAAAUACAACCCCUAGCCGGAUACAUUCACCCACUUGACUGUGUUGUGUGGGUGUUUACCUUCCAACCAGUGCCGGAGUCUUUUUUUUAUUUCACGCGUUUCCACGGUUUUUUUUUACAACAUGUUCACGUUGUAGCUUGCUCGCUAACCGACCAGCUGGCUAACAGAGAGCAACAGCAGCUAGCUAGCUAACCACAGCCAAGCCGUGAAGUGGAGAAUGGGAGAAAAGCUGGAGCUAAAGCUCAAAUCGCCGGUUGGAGCAGAACCUGCUGGCUAUCCGUGGCCAUUACCAGUAUACGAUAAACACCACGAUGCUGCUCAUGAAAUCAUCGAGACCAUUCGGUGGGUGUGUGAGGAGAUCCCAGACCUCAAACUCGCCAUGGAAAACUACGUACUCAUUGACUACGACACGAAAUGCUUCGAGAGUAUGCAGAGACUUUGUGACAAGUACAACAGGGCCAUCGACAGCAUCCACCAGCUGUGGAAAGGGACAACCCAGCCCAUGAAGCUGAACAAGCGACCUUCCAACGGGCUGCUGAGACACAUCCUGCAGCAGGUGUACAACCACUCGGUGACCGACCCGGAGAAGCUGAACAACUACGAGCCCUUCUCCCCGGAGGUUUACGGAGAGACCUCUUUCGACCUGGUGGCUCAGAUCAUCGACGAGAUGGAAAUUAUGGAAGACGACACCUUUGUUGACCUCGGCAGUGGAGUGGGGCAGGUAGUGCUGCAAGUUGCAGCAGCAACCAACUGUAAACACUAUUACGGUGUAGAGAAAGCAGACAUUCCAGCUACCUAUGCAGAGAGCAUGGAUAAAGAGUUUAAGAAGUGGAUGAGAUGGUACGGAAAGAAACAUGGGGAGUACACACUGGAGAGAGGGGACUUUCUGUCUGAAGAAUGGAAGGAAAGAAUUGCCACCACAAGUAUUAUUUUUGUGAAUAACUUUGCCUUUGGUCCAGAGGUAGAUCACCAGCUGAAGGAGCGCUUUGCUAACAUGAAGGAAGGUGGAAAAAUUGUAUCUUCCAAACCUUUUGCGCCUUUAAAUUUUAGAAUAAACAGUCGAAACUUGAGCGAUAUUGGCACGAUAAUGCGCGUUGUGGAGCUCUCUCCAUUGAGGGGCUCCGUGUCCUGGACUGGGAAGCCAGUUUCCUACUACCUGCACACCAUAGACCGCACUAUACUUGAAAACUAUUUUGCUAGUCUGAAAAAUCCUAAACUCAGGGAAGAGCAGGAAGUCACUAGACGACGUCAGCAGAAGGACACGAAGGACAGUAAAAGCAAUAGCACCACGCCUACAAAAGCUAAAGAACAAAACAAGCAGGACUCCUGUGGUGAGGAGGAGCGUCCUAGCUUGGUGGCUGUGGUCAAGCCCCCUGCCAAACCCCGAAGAGCCAGACUCCUGCCCAAAGUUCGCAAGUUGAACAACAAGAAACGAGGUCGACCGAAGAAGGCCGCCCCGGCUGUGGAGAAGAAAAACAAGAAGAACCAGAGUGCGUUGGAUCUGCUGCACGCCAAGACCCUCUCUGCAGCACCCCCUCAGGAUGCUUACCGGCCACCUCAGAGUCCGUUCUACAAGCUACCUCCCAAGGUGCAGCACUAUCCCUCCUCUCAACUACUCCUGAGCCCCACUUCCCCCGGGCUGCAACAACUGCUAGAUAGCAUCAAAGUACAAUACCUCCAGUUUAUGACCCACAUGAAGACUCCUCAGUACCGCUCCAACCUGCAGCAGCUUUUAGAAGAGGAGAAGCAAAAACACAGGGACCUGUCCGGGCAGGCGGAGCAGCUCCACUCCACUUGUCAGACUCACAAGGAUAAGAUCAAAGGUCUCUUUCAGACCAAACUAGACGAGCUGGGGGUGAAAGCCCUGACUGUGGAGGACCUGCUGCAGGCCCAGAAGGAGAUCUCAGCUCACAAUCGUCAGCUGAAAGAGCAGACUAAGCAGCUGGAGAGAGACAUGGCCUUACUGAGAGACCACAGCCUGCUUCUGCUGAAGUCUCGAUGUGAGGAGCUGAAGCUGGACUGGAGCUCUUUGUGUCUGGAGAGUUUGUUGAAGGAGAAGCAGGCGCUACGCAGACAGAUCUCUGAAAAGCAGAAACACUGCUUGGAGCUGCAGAUCAGCAUAGUGGAGCUGGAGAAAACUCAAAGGCAGCAGGAGCUGCUUCAGCUCAAAUCCUACAGCUGUGAUGGCUCCCCGUACAGAAAGAACCUGGAAUCUCGCUCUUCCACAGACAUGGACUCCUCUAAGCAUGGCCUGUCCUUGGCCCCGGCUUUUAACGGCAUCAGCACGGAGAUCAACGGCACCAGCUCGCCCUGUUUCGACCGGACCAACACCAAGGGGGAACUUCUGUCUCGCUACCUGCCCAUCUCUCCAGAUCACGAGAUAGCACCCGCCAUCUCUGAUGCCCGGCAGAGGCAGCUGAGUUCCUCCUACGCUCUUCCUGAUUACACGCGCUUCUCCCCUGCCAAGAUUGCCUUGCGGAGGCACCUGAACCAGGACCCCAACGCCUCUGCUCACUUGAGAGGUCCAGGAAUGAUCAUGCACAGGGAAAUGGUGGGUGUUUAUUCACCGCUGGGAGCCAAACUGAACUGCCCUUCUCCCAAUGCGUCUGAUGUGCUGAAUAAAGGCUUUGAAAGGGGCAAGGAGAGGAGCCCAUCUGUUCAGGGUGAUAGCGGCAUUAAGAGCCUUCCAAUCAGUAUUCCUCUGAGCACGGUCCACCCGAGUAAACUACCGGUCAGCAUCCCCCUGGCCAGCGUGGUGCUGCCCAGUCGAGCUGAAAGACUGAGGAGUACUCCGAGUCCUGUAUCUCAGUCAGGUCAAACCAAUGGAUAUUCAUCGGGCUCAGGGCUGAUGAACGGCGGUCCCCAUCCUGAGGACCACAAUGGUGCUUCUUCAUCACCUCCGCAUCCCAACGCUCCCAUGGCAGGACAAAUGUGUCGAGGUGGUCCCAUCCAGAGCCCUCCACUCGGUACUGGGGGGGUGCUCCAGUAUGCAGACGGCCCCCCUCGGAUUCUUCCAGAAGAUGGACAGGAUCGCCACGGCGGUGAAUCCGACACGGAGCCGCAGGACAGCGAACUGCGGAGGAGAAUCUUCUUCUCUUCUUCCUCCUCUUCAUCCUCGUCUUCCUCUUCGUCGGGCAGCAGCGCGGCCGGAGGAUUACGCCUCCACCAUCACACUGGCAACAAGCAGGGAUACCACAGUAACCAUGGAAACCACCACCACCAUCAUCACCACCACCACCAGUCCCCCGGCACACAGCACACACACACGCCCACACACACGUCGUCGUCACACUCCUCUCACAGCCUCGGCGCUCAGGAGGGCCGUAAGAGGGGGAGACGAAAACGCAACUCUACCGCGGCGGUCACAGCCAGCUCGUCCCCCAAGAGGAGGUCCUUCCCCGGGCUCAGCUCCAACAACCACUCCUCAGGGUCGCCUCUCAACAUUAACUCCAUGGUGAACAACAUCAACCAGCCUCUGGAGAUUUCGGCCAUCUCCUCUCCAGAACAGUCGAGCCGCAGCCCCAGUGGUCCCGACAUGGACCAGCCCCCCGUCCUGAAGAGAGAGCGCCCUCUGGAGCUCAAUGGUGCCGGUCGUUACUCCUCGGCCCCCAGCUCCGAUGACGACGACUCAGGAUACCCUGCCGACAGCUCCAGUUCACGAAUUGAAAGGAAAAUUGCCACUAUUUCUUUGGAGAGCAGAGAUGGACCUGGGAGACUAGGAGACGGGGAAAGAGUCAGGAAGUCUGGUAGCAGCAGCGGAAACAGCACAGGAAGUGAGGCCUCCUCUUCGUCCUCCUUGUCCUCCAACAGCAAGUGGAAAUCCACCUUCUCGCCCAUUUCUGACCCCAAGCAACCCAACUCGGACCUGAGGCAGGGGGGCUCCCCCUUCGGCAUGGGGGGGUCGGGCAGGGGCACAGACUCAGAUUCAGACCACAAACAGCAACAUCAUCAGCAGGGGAGGAAAGGAGGUGAGGGAGAGUCGUCCAGCUACAUCAAUCCCAACCCCUUCCUCAGUCAGGAUGCCGGGCCCCGUGGUGGAGGCGGUGGUGGUGGUGGUGGAUCUCAGGGGGGAGGGGGAUCGGAGCAACGCCAGGCCCUCCAGAAACAGAAGGGUCCUCGAGACUGGGAGAUGAAGAUGAGCAGCAGCAGCAGCAUGGCCAGUCAGAACCUCUUCAUAUCUGCCGCCGCCAGCAGUGGUGGAGGCAUCCUGAGCGGGAAGGUGGGGGGCAGUCCUGUUGCUGUUUCCUCCACCACAGGAUCCUCUGUGGGCCAGUACCUGGGGUCUCAGUUCCCACUCGGAGGGGCCUCGGUGCUGCAGUCCUUGUUCGGGGCCCAGACGGGCGGAUCCACGGUGAGCGGGACUCCGAGGCUCGUCAACGGACACUCCGCCCUGGGAAGCUUCACCAGUGCUGGGCUGGCAGGUGGAGCUGCUGGAGCACUCUCUCCUCCACAGCAGCCACGCACUCUGACGCCCCGCCUUCAUCACGAUCCGACUCCUCGCGUCUGUCCCACCACCAGAGAACAUCCAACUCCUCCUCUCCCUCUGUCUCAGUCGCCGCUGCUUCCUCCCUCUCCUCUUCCUCUCUGUCAAACUCCUCCUCCUCUCGUCCAUACGCAGUGCACUACUCCCCCCGCCUGCCUCCUCCACCUCAGGCCAGCAGCUCAGGUGGAGGCGGGAGCAUGUGGAGGACUCAGGGCAUGCAUGGCACCUACACCACCUCCCAGCUCCCCGGCUCCAGACCUAGAUAGGGUUUGGGGUAAGGGGAAGGGGGGUGGGAUGGAGAGGGUAAGGGCAAAGGGCAAUCAGAGGAGGAGAGAAGGAGCGACUGAUAGGGAGUGAGAGAGAGAGACAGGAUACCUGUGUUUCUAAAGCUGCCUUACACUGUUGUUCUGACUGAACAAGGUAAUUGUUGAAAACUACCUCAAAAUGAAAUAAACUAUGCAAAUGUCCAGGUGUGGACCAAGACUCAUCAUCACUGGUGCUUCAAAACGUCUGCACUACCCAACCCGCCUCCAAAACCGGCUUCUGUACUGGGAUCUCACACACACACACUAACCACCACUAUGGUCACCUUGAGCAGAAUUCAUGUGUACUGGUCGUGUUUAAGUGUUCAAAUGUCUGGUUUUAAUUCAAGGUGCUUCAUUGUUUGACAGUGUCAGCUUUGUCUUUGUCAUUUAUCAUAGCAACUAGCAAAAUAAUCUGUUUUAAUCCAGCUUUCUGAUCUGAAACUGAUCUGGUCUGUUCCCUCCAAAGUGUCACUUUCUCUGACACACACACACACGGACACAGGACACACACACAGACCAGUUGAUUGAACUCUGCUCAGCUGUCAUGCAGUAUUUCUGCAUGCAUGCACGCUCUCUUGUCUCUGUUUUCUUCCUUUGUGGCAUACACAAACAUAUUUGAGAAUGAAUUUAAGAUGAGGAACUUAGUAUUUUGGUCUCGCUUCACACUGGAUAGUAAGAUAAAGUUACUCAUGUAGCAUAAGAUGUGCUAGUCCAGCCUGGUUUGUUGACACCCCUUAAACUCUGCUAAUGUUCACGAUUUACCACAUUUGUAUGUUUUCAAUAAGGUUACUUACUGUUAAGUCUGUGUUUUUAAAAGCAAAGAGGUACACACAUCCUAAAUUGCUGGUCUGGCUUUGUUUUGGAAACACAAAACUAAUAUCCUCUUUGUUAUUAACUUGAGCAAAUCCAGUUAAGUUCAUAUUAAGUCAUGAAAUAAUUCUCAGGUGUGAUUCUCUUCAGUAUGAAAUAUUUAACAAAUCAGUGAACGUUUGUUUUUAAUUGAAGUGUUUACUGUUGUGUCAGUAAUCAGGCAUAUUAAGCUAGAUGAAUAUGGAAGAACACCCAUUCAGGUUAUUAAAUCUGAAGAAACAAUGUUCUGAUUUCAGACUCGUUUUGGAAAAUAUUGUGAAUUGGCAACUUUUUAUUGGGUGGAAAUAAUUCUGAGCUGAGUGCAUUAUUCUUUUUUUUUAAAGACCCCAUGAUAUUCGAUUGAUGAAAUGGUGCUAUUUCGACACAUUUAGCCACUUUCUGUAUUUAUUAACAUUUAUUCUCCUUAGUCAAUUUGGUAAGUCACACUACUUUUGAGGGAACCCAGCCUAAAACAGCAGCAACGUUUGAACUCUUCUUAAGCUAAUCCUAUUCAUAUUUAUCUCUGCUGUUGGGAAACGCAGGUUUAAGCGAUUGUUCGGGGCAUAAAAUGUGGACACAUGUUUGUUUAACUAUACUGCAUAUCGUUGAUGCAAACACACGUACACACACAUGCAUGCAAAUCCUCACACACUGAGAAAACCAUAACCACGACAAACUACUGGACUCUCUUCACACCUUUUUGUUUGCUUUAUUAUUGUGUAAUUAGUUUUUUUGUAUAAAGAGAUUUGUACUGUGAAUGUGAUUCAUUCUCCGACUGUAUAGUUGUGUAUAAUUUAGAUUAUUAUAUUUAUGCUGUCGGCCUCUCCAUUUGCCUUGGUAUUUGUUUUCUCUUCUUCAUUUUUUUGUUUUUUAAUCCUGAAAUGUGUUGGCAUUGUAGAAUGCAAUAGUGUGUGUGCGCUUGGCUCACAGUCUGAAAACAAUGGUGCUACAUUUGGACUGAUUUUAUUUAUUCUAUGGUGAAAACAUCAAAAACAAAUUGAAUACUUGGUGCUGUACACAGGGACAUUUUUAAGCCUUUUUCUGGCACUUUCUUUCUCAUAUUUAAUAUGUAAGGUUCUUGGAAUACAUAAUGUAUAACUGUAGACCCCAUUUGAUGGAAUGACUCUGCAGCAGCCGCUCAGAGUGAACCGGUAUCAGGACGUUCCUCACGCCACCGUUUCAGACAUAAGUCAGUCUCAGAGCGAGCUGCUUAUCUGUUAGUGGAAAUACUCACCGUUUCUGUGCAUAACUUUGUUUUUCCUUGUCAUAAACAGAAAGGUAUAUCAAAUGUAUAUCUAUAUACACAGUCUAAAUAUAUAAGUAUGUAUAUAUAUAUAUAUAUAUAUAUAUAUGAGUGAAAAGGGGUGUUUUGGCCUUGUGACCUUAAACUCAGCCUGUCAAACAGGAGGCUUAAGCCAAUGAGAGAGGAGCUUUGUCAUCACAGGACCUUGUGAUAGAAGUAGAAAAUUAAAAGCUGUGUGAAUUUAACGCAGACAAACAAAGGUGCUGUGGCUUGAACACGACUAGAUUCUAGCACUAGAGCUGUCUUCACUUAUGAGAUGUUUUCACCUCUUUUUUUGUUUGUUUGUUUGUUUACCAACAACACAGAUUCUGCAGGAAAAAAACGGUGCUUCUGUUUCAAAAACAAUGACAAUUCUGUUCUGAAAAAGUCAUAGGUGCAUACAAAUCUACAUGUUCGCGUCUUACAAACACGGUGCGUCUUUAGAUAUCUCACAUCCCAAGGCCCUCCCUUGUGAUGGGAGCAUAUUGGGCAAAGCAAAGAUGUACAACUCUGGUGUUCGGAUGUGUGUGUAACACUUUGUUGGGAGUGAGGGGAUCCAAGCUUCCCUUUUCUGUGAUCGUGGGAAAACACUUAGGCAAAGUUUGUGUGUGUUUUUUUCCCACUCUCUGGUGCAUAUCUAAGGGAAGAUUAGAGUAAUAAUCAAAGCUUUAUUGUCCUCCUGUCCUGUGCUCUCAAUAAUGUGUUUCUCACCUGCGACUGUUUUAAAUAUAAAAGAAGAAAAAAUCAUUUUAGUGCAAAACGUAGAGACUAGUCCGUUAUCAGCACUGAGAGGUCUUUUGUAAUUAUUGUCGAUGCUGUUUUGGUUUUCUUAUUCUUGGUGUUUGAUACAAUUGCAGUCACUUGUUAUGCUUUGAAUGGUGUCUUCAGAUUCCUGUCAGUUUUUAAUACUACUAUUCAGACAGACAGCACGGUGCUCUCCUUCACUUAAAACAAGGAAAUUGCAGCUAUUGAUAAAUACUACUCUCCUCCUGUUGUGCUGCAGGGUUUUAGGUUUAAUAAUCUUCAACACGAGCUUACCAGUAAUGUUGGCGUGAUGUAUGUGGAAGCGAGAAUAGUUUAUGGGACAGCAAAACAAUCAUUACAGAUUUCAACCAGUUUUAUAGCUUCUUAUAUAAUCAGUCAAAGGGACGAGGUGCUGUUAUUCAAGUCCUUGGAUGUAUGAGCAUGAUUUAAAUAAAAGCCUCUACUCAGUUCUCCAGCUCGCUCCAUCCUGAUACAUUAUUAAUAAUCUGUGAGAGCUCUGCAGUGGGGGCUGUUUACUCUAAAUCCUGCCAAGGUUGUAACUCAGGAACUUCCCACAUGGCUUGAAAAUAUGUAAACAAUUUUCUUAAAAACUACUGCAUGUCAUAAACUUAUGCUCCAUCUCGUGGCAUGAUUAAGUCCUUUUUCUAAACAAACUCAGGACCGGGAAAACGCUUCAGUAAGCGAGGUGAAAUUUAAACCACCUCACACUUAUUCUCGCUGUCACAUACAUCCAGCGCCUCCGGUCGAAUCCAGCUUUAUAAAGCUUUCGAGUCCAGAAGCUGUGAAAUGGCUUUGAGCAUCUUCCUCAUCUCACAAAAUGCCUCUGUCUAAAUUUGCGUCUCAAAGACAAAGAGGUUGACGGUCCUUUGUUUGGGACUCUUCCCAUUGUUUGGUGGGCGGACAUGUGACCUGCAGGAUGUGUACAGCGAUGUCUGAUGGGUGAGGCCAGGGCAGGUUUGAGGUGCAAUAACGGCAAACCUACUUCCCAAAAGGCCCUGCAUUUUCACGAGUUGUUACUGUUCGAUGUUGGUGCUUUUAUCCUAAGAUGUUAUUAUAAUGAAACAAAUGGAAUUCAUGUUUUUUUUUCUCCCCUGCGUUUUAUGAUUAUUAAUAAAAAUGUUUCUUAUAAUAUUUGAA